AUGGAGGAAUUGGGGCAACUCACUUUCACUGAAUUUGAAGUCUCAUCUUCACAUUGGGUGAACGUCACUCACAUUAUAGAUCCCUUGAAUUUCUUUGUGCGACCAAUUAAAUAUGCCAAUUUCAUAGGGUGCAUAGAGCGCACCUAUCCUCAAGAUAAGCCACAUUCAUUGAAUACAUGCGAUUUGAUUUUGUUUAACUUAGAAUGGACAAACAAGGUGCCAAAGUUUGCUCGGGGCCAAGUGCACUUCAUCAGCAACGCCAAUGAUGUGAUCACGUGUGACAUCAUAGCUUUGGAUUACGGUAACCUGGUCAAGGAUGUACCGCUCUGCCACAUAUGGAGACUGAACGAGACUUAUAGGAACAUGCCGCCGUUGGCCGUUAAAUGCCAGCUACUAUACUGUUUCCCCAAACACGGGAAGGAAUUCGGCCAUCACGCCAUAGAGGCUUUCAAAUACUACGUCGGCAACGAGAAAGCCAAGAUUAUCGUCGAGAACAAGACAGCUGAUAAAUUGACGGUGGAGAUGUACAAUUCGGGCCCCGAUGAUAUAGCCACGUUACUGGCUAUGACCGAUUACACCAGGAUGGGUUACGUUGAGCCCAGCGUCAGCAAGGUCAACAACGAAAUGAGCAAGAAUCUCGUCUACGCCUUCAGGCAGUACAAGGUCGGCCAGACGAUCCACGUGAAGGUUUUGAGCGGCGAUAUAUACAAGACCUUCUAUGUAGGCGAAGUCCACGAUUUCCAGACUUAUAGGCAUGAGUUGGAGAAUUUCGCUCACUUCGCCAAUAGAGGCGAUCAGGUGAAGCCUUUGCCACGCGAACUCAUGCCCGGUACACCGGUGUUCGUGAAGGAGAACGAAGUGAUCUACAAUAGAGGCAUCAUUAGAGAAGUGACCGUGCCGUUCGUUGUGGUAUACGUCCACCUGGUGGAUGUAGGCCGUAACUACCAAGCGCCGGUGUACCACAUGCGUCACAUGGUCCGCGAAUGCAUCGAUAUGCCGCCUAUCUCGAUCUUCUGCCGCGCUAAUGAGAGACAGGCUCAAAUUAACAGCGGUUAUGCUAGAUUCAUUCAGCCGGGGAACGAGUUUCUGAUUACCUUCGAGAAGCUGGGCUAUGAAUACAACAUACCACAUACAGUAUUCAUUUCUCCAAUAGAGAGAGCCACCCCAGAUGCUGGUCGUCAGCAUCGCCGCAACUAA
Molecule: messenger RNA, 1197 nt
Organism: Danaus chrysippus (African queen)
Lineage: Eukaryota; Metazoa; Arthropoda; Insecta; Lepidoptera; Nymphalidae
Source: the annotation of a GenBank genome assembly